AUGACCAAACCCGGGCUAUGGGACCGCUCUAAACGUCGCUUGAAGUCCUAUGUUGCCCCCGCCGCUCUUAUCCGCUCCACCAACGACUCUGAGAUUUCAGAAGACGACUAUGAUUCUGACGAGUACGAUGAUGACGACUCUGACGAUAGUGAUGAUGACGAUGAGGACGAUGAGGAUGAUGAGAUCACAUUCUCACGGCGCAUAUCCCCAGCGCCGGUAUGCGGAACAGCUAGAAACGACCUCUUGUGGCCUUCCGAUAAGCGCCAGCUGAAAGUGCGCUUCCUUAACGGUACGACACAAGAAAAGGACUAUGUGAAACAGCUUGUCAAUAAGCAUUACAACUCACUUCCUCUGCGGAUCAAGUUCUUCUUCUUUACAGACGGAACUUCUGGCGACUCGGACAUCCGCGUCCAGUUCAACGACAAGGAGUCUUGUAGCUACCUUGCCCGCGAUGCAGAGCGUUACCCCAAUAAGCCCACCUUAUGGAUUAAUCGGUCGACGACAAUAAAAUCGGCGGAAACAAGAAGGCAGUGGCUCCAACGCACAAUAUUGCAUGAGUUAGGUCAUGAGUUGGGCAUGGAGCACGAACAUGGACAUCCAGACUGUCGUGCCGACUGGAACCGGAGGGUCCUACAGGCAAAGACAGGAUGGACUGCGGAAAAGGUGCAGCAUAAUUAG
This is a messenger RNA of Podospora pseudocomata, 678 nucleotides long. RefSeq lists its product as uncharacterized. The transcript has 2 exons. The coding region runs from base 1 to 678 and encodes 225 amino acids. The record is from RefSeq and is a predicted model, not a curated record. NCBI's taxonomy places the organism in Eukaryota, Fungi, Ascomycota, Sordariomycetes, Sordariales, Podosporaceae. Gene Ontology annotation, molecular function: metallopeptidase activity.